GGCCACUAUCUUUUUAAACUUUUCCCUUUUAUUCAUUUCGCUUGGAAAGACGAAAAAACUCUCUCUGUUUUGUGCGCGUUUGGUCACAGUCGGCUCUAGUGGCUUGUUUUGAUUGGAAAGCUCCCGAAGCUCAGCUCAGUUCGGAACUUCCCCCUUUUCUUCGUGUCGUUGUUGUUUUUGUCACCCGUCUUUCUGCGUCAAACGACAUUCUUCUACCCGCCCUCCAUUCAAGGAAUUCUUUUUUUACGUUUGUCGGCCUGAGGAAAAUUUCUAAUCGAAAAUAAUACCCAACGAAAGAGAUCAAGCGACACCCACCCAACAACCCGUUUUUAUUUUUGAAUUUUUAAAGAAAAAAGGCCACAGUUACAUGACAGACUCACUGGUGAAUAUAUCCCUUACUGUGAUUUCUAGACGUUUUCGGACGUAAACAAUUGAAUUAUCGUCUUGUGUGUUGAAAUCGUGUUCACGUUUUUCGAUGAUGAUGGUAAGGUGCGACUCACAUUCAUCCGAAUCUGUUACACAUAACGCUAGCCAGACCUUUGGCUGGAAAUCACCGACUAAUAACAAGGCUGCUGUUGUUGCUUCAUCACCACAAUCGAUGAUGAUCACCAAUGUUACAACAACAGCAACGGGAAUUUGGCCACUCGACCUGGAAGGUCAUACCCGUAACGUCAAACCAGAAGAUCAAUUCUCCCGCACGAGAUCGGGAACUUGGCCGAGGACGCGAUCGCUGAACGCACCCAGCCCCAUCCAGCAGUUUGGACCCUGCGGCAGGAUCAUGAAGAAUUCCGCCAUGGUCAUGACGAUUCAAGAUCCCGCCAGUCAACGCUUAACUUGGUACAAGCCGCCUCUGACGGUUCUCGUCAUCAAGAAGGUGCGCGACGCCACCGUUUUGCCGCCGUUCGUGCAACUAGUCAAAUGGCUCAUUGCGGAGAAACGUAUGGUGGUGUUCGUGGAACACUCGGUGCUGGACGACCCACUACUCAGCAAUCAUCCAGGAUUUAACAUGACGCGCGACAAACUCAUGUCAUUCCGCGAAGGCAAGGAUGAUCUCACCGACAAAAUCGACUUUAUCGUCUGUUUGGGAGGCGAUGGCACGUUGCUGUACGCUAGCUCUCUAUUUCAGCAAUCGGUGCCUCCGGUGAUGGCCUUCCAUCUCGGCAGUUUGGGUUUUCUUACGCCCUUCGAAUUUGACAAUUUCGAAGAACAAGUGACUAAUGUACUCGAAGGUCAUGCGGCGUUGACGCUGCGGAGCCGAUUGCGCUGCAUCGUUUUACGUAAGGACGACGCGACGGGCAAAGCCACUAAAGCGCCAACCAGUCUGCUCGUCCUUAACGAAGUGGUCAUUGACCGCGGCCCGUCACCCUACCUCUCUAACAUUGACCUCUACCUCGACGGAAAACACAUCACAUCUGUCCAGGGAGACGGUCUGAUUGUUUCGACGCCAACGGGCUCGACUGCCUACGCCGUAGCGGCCGGUGCCUCCAUGAUCCACCCGAGUGUACCCGCUAUCAUGGUGACACCGAUUUGCCCGCAUUCGCUCUCAUUCCGACCAAUCGUCGUUCCAGCCGGUGUUGAACUCAAGGUGACGCUCCACCCCGAUGCUCGCAACACGGCCUGGGUAUCCUUCGACGGAAGACACCAUCAAGAGAUGAAUGUCGGAGAUAGCUUGAGGGUCACCACAUCCAUUUAUCCAGUGCCGUCAAUUUGCGCCCAGGACCAAAUUUCAGAUUGGUUUGACUCGCUGGCCGAGUGUCUGCACUGGAACGUCCGCAAGAAGCAACGACACCUUGAUGAACUCUCUGAUCUGACGCGUUCCCAUUCGUCAUCCAACGAUACGCUCGACUCGCUCGAUCGGCCCGACACGCUCGAUAGUUAGGACGGGACUGGUAGCGCAUUUAAAUUACAUCGCAAACAGCAACACACGAAAAGUGAGCAGUAAAUCACGUAAAAAAAAUUAAACUGCGCUUUUCACUCCCCCGGAAAUGGAAGUACAGCAAGAUAUUGUUUUUUUUUCACAAAAUUGGAUUUUGAAAUGAGGUCAUUUUUUGGGGCAAUAUUUUUUUUGAUCCUGUGCGCUUUUUAAAGAAAAUCAAGUCUGAUAAAGAAUUGAUUAUUUUUCCCUCAUCCACUAUGCCACUGAUGUAACAUGUAUUUUUUUUUCAUUUUCUUUUAUAUAGAUUUAUAUUUCUCUUUGAAGUUUCACACAAGUGUCGCAACUCAACGUAAACAUCCUUAAAAAAAAGCCAAGCAAGUUUAAAGAAAACGGAGGGAAAAGUGUUUUUGUAAGGGACCAUUUAUAUUCCCUCGCCCUUUUUUUUUUUAAAAGAAGCUAGUAGAAAAGAGGCAAUUUUUUUGUGGUCUUGAAAAUUUAAAAAAAAAUCGCUGGAUUUAGUUAUGUUGUUGUUUUGUGUACAGGUGAAUCGAUAUACGUCAAAUUUUGCCUUAUAAAGAAAAACAAGUAACACACCCACACGCUGCAAACUAAACGUAAAAAAAAAUAGGUGGAGGAAAGUUUUAAAUUUUUUUAGCUCUUCACGAACAAGUGACAUUGCCCCAAAUUACGGUUAGAUAAAGAAAACCGUACUUCAUUGUCUUAGUUGUCAAUUGUUUGUUUUUUUUUCUCUCCCCCAAAAAAUUAUUAUAGAAUUUGUCCGCCCUCCCAAUAGCCCCAAGUUUUUCAUGCUCUAUAUUUUUCAAAGUUUAUUUUGGAUGAACGUGUGUGAAUCUUGUUGGUCUUUCUCAUAUUUUAGAUAUAGAAAAUUUGAAGUUUAAUAAAAAAUACACCUACAGCAGUGUUGCUCUCA
Messenger RNA from Daphnia carinata, 2807 nucleotides. Its product is annotated as NAD kinase-like. Gene Ontology annotation, biological process: NADP+ biosynthetic process; NAD+ metabolic process. Gene Ontology annotation, molecular function: NAD+ kinase activity. The transcript is spliced from 10 exons. The record is from RefSeq and is a predicted model, not a curated record. Lineage: Eukaryota; Metazoa; Arthropoda; Branchiopoda; Diplostraca; Daphniidae. Bases 476 to 1879 code for a protein of 467 amino acids.